Molecule: messenger RNA, 1410 nt
Organism: Danio rerio (zebrafish)
Lineage: Eukaryota; Metazoa; Chordata; Actinopteri; Cypriniformes; Danionidae
Gene: slc25a25b
Product: solute carrier family 25 member 25b
Biological process (GO): ATP transport; transmembrane transport
Cellular component (GO): membrane; cytoplasm; mitochondrial inner membrane
Molecular function (GO): calcium ion binding
Source: RefSeq, marked provisional
AUGUUGUGCUUGUGUCUGUACGUGCCUGUCCAUAUCUCAGAGCGAACUGAAUUUGAGUAUUUCGAGUCUGAGAGUUUACCAGUGCAGCUAAAGUCUCUUUUUAAGUUAAGUUUAUUUCUUCCAUCACAAGAGUUUGAUUCGUACAGGAAAUGGCGAAAGAAAGUCGUCAAGGCUGGAGAUAAAGACCUGGAUGGUCAGUUGGACUUUGAGGAGUUUGUGCACUACCUGAGGGACCACGAAAAGAAACUCAGGCUGGUCUUCAAGAGUCUUGAUAAAAAGAACGAUGGUCACAUUGAUUCGCAGGAGAUCAUGCAGUCACUAAGAGACCUUGGGGUUCAUAUAUCUGAGGAACAGGCUGAGAAGAUCCUCAAGAGUAUGGAUAAAAAUGGUACGAUGACGAUUGACUGGAACGAGUGGAGAGACUAUCACCUUCUUCACCCCGCCGAAAACAUUCCCGAAAUCAUCCUCUACUGGAAACACUCUACGAUAUUUGACGUGGGGGAAAGUAUGUUGGUACCCGAUGAGUUUACGGCAGAGGAGAAGAACACAGGAAUGUGGUGGCGACACCUGGUAGCAGGAGGUGGAGCAGGCGCUGUGUCCCGUACCUGUACUGCACCUCUGGACCGCCUCAAAGUUCUCAUGCAGGUUCAUGCAACGCGCAGUAACAGCAUGGGUAUCGCUGGAGGAUUCACCCAGAUGAUUCGCGAGGGUGGACUGCGCUCACUGUGGAGAGGCAAUGGGAUCAAUGUUUUGAAGAUUGCACCUGAAUCUGCUAUCAAGUUCAUGGCAUAUGAGCAGAUUAAGCGGCUCAUUGGCAGUAAUCAGGAGACGCUGGGGAUCCUAGAGAGACUGGUUUCUGGUUCUCUAGCAGGCGCAAUUGCGCAGAGCAGCAUUUACCCAAUGGAGGUUUUAAAAACUCGUCUUGCUCUGGGAAGGACGGGUCAGUACUCGGGAAUUGCAGACUGUGCUAAACAUAUUUUUAAGAAGGAGGGCAUGACAGCUUUCUAUAAGGGUUACAUUCCCAAUAUGCUGGGUAUCAUCCCUUAUGCUGGAAUAGACCUGGCUGUUUAUGAGACACUGAAGAACUCAUGGCUGCAGAGGUUUGCCACAGACAGCGCUGAUCCGGGUGUGUUUGUGCUGCUAGCUUGUGGUACAAUGUCCAGCACAUGUGGACAGUUAGCGAGCUACCCGUUAGCCUUAGUGAGGACACGCAUGCAGGCGCAAGCUUCUCAGGAAGGAAGUCCUCAGAUGACCAUGUCAGGACUCUUCAGACACAUUGUACGGACAGAGGGCGCUAUUGGACUCUAUAGAGGCUUGGCACCCAAUUUUAUGAAGGUCAUCCCUGCUGUUAGCAUCAGCUACGUGGUCUAUGAGAACUUAAAGAUCACCCUUGGCGUUCAGUCCCGGUGA